Messenger RNA from Erigeron canadensis, 726 nucleotides. RefSeq lists its product as uncharacterized. The record is from RefSeq and is a predicted model, not a curated record. Bases 1 to 726 code for a protein of 241 amino acids. Lineage: Eukaryota; Viridiplantae; Streptophyta; Magnoliopsida; Asterales; Asteraceae. The transcript has a single exon.
AUGACCCUUUGUUGGCUCGAUGUAUUCGAAGAUCCUAUCGUUGGCACUUCACAAACCGGUGACCACUUUUGGAACAAAGUUUUCGACAUGUAUGUCGAGGUUCAAAUCAAGCGUCGACCCGAUCAAAUCACGGGUAAAUGGCGUCUCAUCAAGGAGCAAGUCGGGAAAUUUAACACUAUUUACAAAAAGUAUGAUGAUGACCGACGUAGUGGCGAAAAUGACGCGCAAGUCAUGGAACAAGCUAGGCAAGCGUAUACUUUGGAAACGGGUGGGAAAUUUGCAAUGUAUGAAGCUUGGACCAUUUUAAAAGAUAGACUGAAGUUUUUAUCUUUUACCGGUGUCGAUGGCAUGGCGAUAAAGAAGAAAAUGAUCUCCCGCAUCAUCGAGUCUAGUGAUGAAGACCAACUGCCCAUCAAACUCGACGAAGAAGAGCCACUCGACACCAACCUCUUCGGCCCGGAUGCGAUUCCACGACACCCCCCCCCCAAAGUCGAAAAGAAAACGCCACAAACAUCGGGAUCGUCGGAUGCAACCUCAUCUCGUUCAAGUGCAUCCGAGUUGGUCGCGCGUCUCGAACAACUUGGAAGCUCCAAACAAGCUUUUAUUGACAAAAAAUCGGACGCCCUUGAUUCUAUUCACGAGGAAGAAAAAAAAACGUACCAUGUACGCGACAUUUUCAUUUGUGGGUUAAUCAAAUCCGAAUCCUCGACAACAAAAUUUUAUUGA